CCCGAACUUACGCAGGUCACCGUUCGUUGAAAGUCGCAAGUUUCCAGAUCAUCAUCAUCACCACUGCGUACACCACCCGCCGCCAACCAUCGCGUCACUAUUCGACCUUCAACGCGUAUUCAACUCAUCAAAAUUCUGCAUCGAUCCCGAUAUGCCGCCGCAAAUCAAACACGAUCUUAACCGCUCCGGUUGGGAGGCGACCGACUUCCCCUCCGUUUGCGAAAACUGCCUGCCCGAGAACCCUUACGUCAAAAUGCUCAAGGAAGACUACGGUGCCGAAUGCAAGCUUUGCACCCGCCCGUUCACCGUCUUCAGCUGGGCCGCCGAUCGCGCUCACGCCCGCAAGAAGCGCACCAACAUCUGCCUCACCUGCGCUCGCCUCAAGAACGCCUGCCAAUGCUGCAUCCUCGAUCUUCAGUUCGGUCUGCCCAUCAUCAUCAGAGACAAGGCCCUCGAACUUGUGGCCCCCGGACCGCAGAGCGAAAUCAACCGCGAGUACUUUGCCCAAAACAACGAGCGCGCGAUUGAAGAAGGAAGAGCUGGUGUAGAGGAGUACGAGAAGGCGGACGAAAAAGCCAGAGAGCUGCUUAGGAGGCUGGCACAAAGCAAGCCCUAUUUCAGGAAGGGCAGGGAGGUCGACGAGGAGGGUAACCCCGUUAACGGAUCAUCGAGUGGCGCAGGACGGGCGACGGGAGGCAAUCCUGCUGUGGGAGCCGGUGUUGGUGGGGUUGGUCCGAUUCGCACGAGAGAUUCCAGGGCGGCCGCAGCUGCUGGCGCCAGACCCGGCGGCGGACGAAGACCCAACGCAGCUCCGGCGCCUCCUCCGGGACCCAAGGACUGGCUGCCACCGGCCGACAAGAGCAUAAUGUCCCUCUUCGUCACCGGUAUCGAAGAUGAUCUGCCUGAGUUCAAGAUUCGCGACUUCUUCAAGGCGUUCGGAAAGAUCAAGUCGCUGGUGGUGUCGCACAUGUCGCAUGCCGCGUUCGUCAACUACGAGACUCGGGAGGCUGCUGAGAAGGCUUCAGCGGAGUGCAAAGGCCGUGCUGUCAUUGCCGGAUGCCCCUUGAGAGUUAGAUGGAGCGUGCCCAAGGCGUUGGGAACAAUGAACAAGGAACAGCGUUCGGAGAUGCUACGAGAUGGUCGGUCGGCCUUUGGCAGUGGUCAAAAGACAGGUGGCCAAAAGGCGAUCGGGGGACAAAAUGCCCAGGGUGGCGCAUCAGGAGCGCAGAAAGACGACGCAUCUAACCUCACUAUCGCAGCGCCGCCCGGUGCGGCAGACGUACAGUACGCCAGUCUCUCUGGCAACUAAGCGGGGUCAGAAAAGUGCUUAUUAAUCAUGGUAUUGCAAGGCGUUCGGAGGCUAUUAUGAUUUGGGGUUUGGGCUCAGGGUAUCUCGGAUACGUUGCAUUUCCUGAUAUCGCAUGGUCUCUUCCACUAGUUUUCUACAUUGAGGGGUAUCAUUGAUGAUUUAUACAUAUACACGGGCAACGGCACUGUCCUGUUGUCCCAUUACGUUCUCACGAACUUGAGCUUCCAAAAUCCUUGUGUUAUCC
Messenger RNA from Neurospora crassa OR74A, 1553 nucleotides. Its product is annotated as pre-mRNA-splicing factor slt-11. Gene Ontology annotation, molecular function: U6 snRNA binding; pre-mRNA binding. The transcript has a single exon. NCBI's taxonomy places the organism in Eukaryota, Fungi, Ascomycota, Sordariomycetes, Sordariales, Sordariaceae. The record is from RefSeq and is a predicted model, not a curated record. Gene Ontology annotation, cellular component: U2-type catalytic step 1 spliceosome; U2-type catalytic step 2 spliceosome; Prp19 complex. The coding region runs from base 152 to 1309 and encodes 385 amino acids.